GUUCUUUCGAGUUCUCUCUCCGUUGAGAGACUGCAAGGAGCAGAGGUGGUUUCUACUCACCUGAAGAUUUCAUAUGGCAGUCGCCGUGCUGAGUUGUUCAGCGACGGGUAUCUCGUAAUCAUUUUGUGAUUCACAGAAUUACCGCGAGAUCUCAGUUGAACUCUCGUUCUAUUCUGCAUAUUGUUUUAUCAUGUUGGAUUUUUAUUUAUUUAUUUGUUUUUACACUCACAAUAUUGAAUCGUUUGAGAUAAACGCGUUUUGUACGCACUGGCUAUAUUGGGCAUCGAUAUGGAAUUAUUCUACAGAUAAUUGAUUUUCGUUUAUAACGUCAAGAACUUAAAUAACAAUUCUUGAUCAUUUCGUCAUAUGGAUCAUACGCAUAUUAAGGAAAUCAGUGUUUUUAAAGUGAAACGUGAAUCAACAAAAUGGAAUCGUAUCUUAAUUGACGUCAUUUAACAAACACAUUUCUGCUAAUGAAACAUAUUAUUAUGGAAAGAAACUGGAAUACAUGGUGAUUUUUCAAACUGUUUUAAAUCGAUUGAAAAAUAUAAAAAUUAGUGUGUUACCGUAAAAAAAAUUGGAGCAUGAUGGGAGAAGUGAUCCGGGUUUCUGGACGUGCACCGGAUGUUGGAGAAUUUCUAAAGGAAGCGAUGCUGUCUCAAAGAUUUGCCGAUGUGGCUCUCUGUUGUCCUGGUGGACAAAAAUUCUUGGCACAUCGUUUGGUUCUUUCAGCUGCAAGUCCUUAUUUACAGGAGGUGUUGCUCGCGCACAGCAAAACGUCGACCCACUGCGAGCCCAUCACGGUGAUCCUUGCCGGGGUGGAGGCCCCGGAAUUGGCGGCCAUCCUCGGCUUCGUGUACACGGGAAGCGCGACGGUCCCUCGCCCUCGUCUCGACGCGUUCCUCCACGCCGCCGAGGCCCUCCACAUCGCGCUUCCUCCCGUCCCCCUCGUAAUGACGUGCGCGCAAUCCGACUGCAAGCAGGAAGACAUCAAGGACGUGAAGAUCGACCCCAAGUACCUUCGCUCAACCUGCGAUCAGUAUCCGUGCUGCGACCGUUGCUACCGUCCCCGUUCCUAUAUAAAUCAAGACGGAGAUGGCCCCGCGGGCAAACAGGAGGGACCCUAUCCCACUACGAUCGAGCCCUUGGCAGAAACCGCGGCAGAAAUCAGACCGCUUCCUGAAUCGAUGAACUUUGCCGGAUCGAGAUACGGGCCGAGUAAAUAUCGCUCUACAACCUCCUCGUGGCCCGUUCCUCCUUUCGCGAGGGAAAAGAUGGUCCACGGCGUAGAUCAGCAUUUGGAUAAGGAGAGGACGAGCGAGGCGGACGUGGCGCGGUAUCGUCCCAUCUCCGUGGUGGCGAGGAUCGAUAGGGUUGCCGACGUCCCCACCGGGAUUCCUCGCCACUGGGAAAAUCAUUUUAACUCCGAUUUUCCGGAGAAGACCCGCGGCGAGUUGUUUUCGACGGGGGCCUACGAGCCUGCUCCUCGCGAUGGGGGGUUGGAGUUGCCUCCAACGCUCGAGGCGAGGAUGAAGAGCUCUCGCCUCGCGGACGAGGAGGAAGACGCACCGGGAAAUGAUUCGUGCGGUGAUUGCAAUUCGGAGAAGAUCAUCCCCGAGGAUCGUCUUAGCGUGAUCCGUUCCCGGAUCGGCCCCGUACAGAGUAAAACCGUAUCCUUAUCGGAGUUUGCCAGAAACUCGUACGAAAGAACGGAUUUCGGCGAGGAUUUGACGUGUCGCGAGAGUUGUUUCGUCCGGAGAUCACCGAAGAGACAAGUGGCGAACAGGGUGAUAGCUUCGCCAUGGAAACAGACUGUUAAGCCUUAUCAUUUGCCGAAAAUGCAGCCGAUGGCGUUUCUUCAGCCUCAUGUCGAGAACGUUAGAAGCGAGGAAAAUCUACGUGUGCUGGAAACUACGCGAUCUUCUGUGAUCUCUACCAGUCCUAAUCGACAGUUCUCUAAAAACUCUGCGGAUCAUUAUUAUGGUGUUGAAGUUCCUACUACUCACGAGGUCACGUAUCAUAAUGGUAGCAAAUUAUUGGAAGCAAAUUCUACCUCGAUAUCGAGACCUCAAGAGUUUUAUUCCCCUCAAAUCCCUUCGUCGACGAUUACGCAAAUGAUUACAUCGAUGAACAAUGAUAUUAUAAACAGCGAGACGAUAUUACAAUCUCAAAAUAAUAUAAUUUCUACAACGAGAACGUUGCCGUGUCCUAUGGAGAAUAGUCAGAUAAAUAUCAAUAAAAAGGGUGGUUAUUUCGGGCAAACGCUAGUUCAAUCGCAGCAGAAGCCGGAAAUCUCUCAUCCUGUUAGCAGAUUAUGCGAUACGAUCGAGUCGACCGGUAAAAUCGAUCAUUUUACAAACCUAGAAGCUGAGAAUUCGGAGAAAGAGGCGAGGAUCGACGAUAACCUCGUAGAGAGAGUCAUUAUCAACAGUGAUAAGAACAAUAAUGAUGCCAUCGUUAGUCAGGAUGCUGUUCGGGGAAAAGGAGCGCAGGAGAAUCAUAGGUGCGAUCAGUGUGGCAAGACUUUCGUUACCAAAGCCUCUCUAAAGGUGCACGUUAGAACGCACUCAGGAGAAAAACCUUUUCGUUGUACCGACUGUGGUAAACAAUUUUCACAACUACGAAAUUACAAGUACCACCGAAGCGUACAUGAGGGCACUAGGGAAUUCGCAGCGACCUGUCCAGAAUGCGGCAAAUAUUUCAACGACCGUGGCUAUCUAAGUUCGCAUAUGAAGAUCCAUCGUAACCGAAAAGAAUAUGGGUGCGCGGAAUGCGGUAAAAGCUUUAAUCAGCGAGUCGCUUACAAUAUGCAUGUUAGAAUCCAUACUGGAGUAAAACCGCAUCAAUGUGAACAAUGUGGAAAAGCAUUUUCUAGGAAAAUGUUGUUAAAGCAACAUCUUAGAACGCAUUCCGGGGAACGGCCUUAUCAGUGUCAAGUUUGUCAAAAAGCUUUCGCGGAUAGAUCGAAUAUGACGUUACACACGAGAUUACAUUCUGGAUUAAAACCGUAUCAAUGUACAUUAUGUUCUAAAGCGUUCACGAAGAAACAUCAUCUAAAAACUCAUCUUAAUUAUCAUACAGGGACAAAACCUUAUUCUUGUCCAAAUUGUGGAUUAAGAUUUUCUCAAAGUAGUAAUAUGAGGACUCAUUUCAAAAAGUGUACCGUAAAUAAUCUGAUGGAAACGAAAAGUUCACAAUUGGAAGGUACUGUGAGAGACUCGUCUAAGACUGUACAAGCACGGAUAAUCUCUAGAACACCUACUGAUACAUUAACACCACCAAAUUCGGAUCAAGAAUUAAGUAUUUUAACACCGAUUUCUAAAAAUAACGGAAUAGAAGGGAAUGGAUUGUAACGAUAGCAUGUUACUAAACCGUCUAAACCGUGAUUGUUAAGUGAUUCGAAGAGAUAUUUUAGCAGUAGUUAGAUAAAGAAAUAACAAGUACAUAUAUUCUUCGACUCGAUGAAAUCAAUCUGUGUGACAAAUUGAAGAAAUGAAAUACACGUCGCGGUUAUGAAUCAGACUUGUAUCAUGAAAUUUAGAUUCUCUAUAGGAUUGACAAUCGCAUAAAAUGUGUAACUGGUUUUUAUAACCAACGAAGCAACCAUUGUACAAAGAUGCUUUUUGCCCGGUGUUUUCAAGAUAAGUGGUUAAAACGAUAAUGCUUGAUGAGGCAAUUCAAUGAAUAAAUCGAUCGAAUUGCUACAGCCUGCAAAUGUAAUCGAACGAUAGAAAGUAUUAGAUUCGUUUGAAAGUAGCACUGUCAAUUGGUAAUCCGAGAGUUACCAUAACAGUACGAACGACCGCCUUUUCCUAGAAAUCGUUGUUUUACGGUAAGACAUAUCGAUUUAACCUGUAAAUCAUUACAUCAGAUCCUGAAUUCCUUUUUUUCAUGUUAUUUUCCUUUUUCUUUUUAUCUCUCUUUCUGUUCAAAACAUAUCAUCCACGUUAUUAACUUAUAAUUGAAAGAAUUACAAAUCUUUGUAUAAUUAUUGUAAUUGCGAGAAAAAAAUCACGCAAAAAAUUGAUGACGAUACACAAAAAAAUGAUUUCUUAUCUUCCACAUGCGUGUAUGAUGAAUAUCGAUAAGGUUUCAAAAUUGCUUGAAAAAUGAGAUUUAAUGAGAAAGGUUUGUGACAUUUUGUAUUUUAAUCUGUUAUAUAUGAACUCCCAUUUUUUUGUAAUAUAUACAUAAGGAUGUAUAUUUCUUGUAUAAAAAAAUACGCAACAAUAAAAUUGAAUUUGCGAACGAUGAA
Apis florea (little honeybee) is the source of this 4255-nucleotide messenger RNA. RefSeq lists its product as uncharacterized. The record is from RefSeq and is a predicted model, not a curated record. Gene Ontology annotation, biological process: regulation of transcription by RNA polymerase II. Gene Ontology annotation, molecular function: protein binding; DNA-binding transcription factor activity, RNA polymerase II-specific; RNA polymerase II cis-regulatory region sequence-specific DNA binding. Lineage: Eukaryota; Metazoa; Arthropoda; Insecta; Hymenoptera; Apidae.